Molecule: messenger RNA, 621 nt
Organism: Protopolystoma xenopodis
Lineage: Eukaryota; Metazoa; Platyhelminthes; Monogenea; Polystomatidea; Polystomatidae
Source: the annotation of a GenBank genome assembly
AUGAUUCUUUUCCCACGCAAUCUUCAACCGGACAGCCUCUCCCCGGUCUUGCUGCAAGCAUCCUUGUGUGUGUACUCGUUCAAUCCCAACAACGCGCGCCCAUACGCUCGCAACCAGAGCGAGCCUCGUCGGCCAGAUAAAGCCAGUCUCAAUCGGCCCGGACACAGUGCCCUCAUCAGCAUGUCGCGAUACGGCAACAGGAAAUCCGUCACCAGACCAGUGCUCUCGUUCUCCGUGUCUCUGGUGGCCUGGCUGGCUCUUCUGCAAGUGCUGCUGGCGACAGCUGUUCUGUUCCCGGUCGGAGAGGCGGCGGCCCAUGACGGCCUCGAUGAAAACGAGACGACUCCUGUCAGUUUGGAGAAGCGCAACUUCCUGGUCGACAGUCGCCUAGGCAAGAGGACCAGCUAUCUCUUGGCACCUCGGUAUCACCAGAACAAGCGCAACUUCCUGGUGGACAGUCGUCUUGGAAAGAGAAACUUCCUUAUUGACAGUCGACUUGGAAAACGAGACGAGAGGGAGGAAUACGAGAACGAGGAGGACUUUUAUGCCGGCGGCCUCCUUCCUGAGAGCAGGCGGCCAAGAAAGCGCAACUUCCUGCUCGACAGUCGACUGGGCAAGUGA